AUGGACUUUUCAGCGCUACUUUCACAGGAAAUCAACAAGAAGAGGAAGACAAGCAAAACGUCAAGCAAUAGCGGGAAGCGGAAAGUUGCGAAGAAUGUUUCAGCUGAGCCAAAGCUAACUGGUCAAAAGGACAAAGAUAAGGACCCUGGACAAGACCAGGACCAGGACCAGGACCAGGACCAGGACCGGACCGGAGCUGAGCAGUCAGCGUCGGAAACUGCGGCCGAAUAUGAGAUCAUCGACUUGUACGAGGACGAGAAAAAGCUGCAGAAUCGGGAAGACGCUGACAAGGACAAUGACAAUGACAAUGACAAUGACAAUGACAAUGACUUGAUGAGAGGUUUCCGAGACGAAGAGCUUGACGCGCAAUUAAAGCAUUUCGACGAGUUUGACGAGACCUUAACCCGGCAAGAGAAAAUCAAGAAACUCCAGUUUUUACUCCAACUGCAGUUGAAAGAGAAGAAAUACGAAUCAUGGCUAGGCAUAGAGAAAGCCCUUCUUGAUGAUGAUGACCCCGAGACGCGAAAGAUCCACUUGGAGUCGAUCAUUGAUCUCGAUUCCAACACGCAAUCGCUCCGUGCUCGAAUCCGACUAUGCUUCAAGAAACUCAUUUCCGAAUGGGAAGCCAGUCCCAAUAAACCAAUUGAUGACGAGCGCUUACUACUGGAAACUAAACGGGACAUCAUCAAGCUUCUUUAUAAGCUUCGUGCUGAUAAAUUGUCGGAGGGAAUGUUGAUCUCGCUCGCCACCAUAGUUUAUCAUUUGCAGGCUCACCAAUUCAACAAGGCCAAUGAAAGCUAUAUGAAAUUGAGCAUAGGGAACGUUUGCUGGCCCAUUGGUGUUGUGAAUGUUGGUAUUCAUGCGAGAUCUGCGAGUCUGAGAAUCACCGGUGGAAGAGAGGUGAGUAAUAUUUUGAUUGGCGAGUCGACUCGCAAAUGGAUCAUUGGUGUUAAACGAUUGAUUAAUUUUAAAGAGAAGCUGGUUUCAAAAAACACUGGAGGCUAA
This is a messenger RNA of Lodderomyces beijingensis, 1005 nucleotides long. Lineage: Eukaryota; Fungi; Ascomycota; Pichiomycetes; Serinales; Debaryomycetaceae. The record is from the annotation of a GenBank genome assembly.